GCACUACAUGCUCGGUAUAUAUAGUGGAUAAAUUGUCGAAAAAUAUUCUGUUGCGUUCGAGUGGUCAGUGUUCAGAGUUCAGGAUUAAAUGUCGAUGCUAUGAUUUUGGUUAGAACUUCCAUGUGGUUCGGUUUUUUAUUAUUCAUAUAUGCCUACAAAACGGAUAAGUUUCCUCCUCUCACGACGGUUGUUAAGCACUUCGACUUGAACCAUAUUGUCACAAAUUGUUACGAAAGAAGUGGAGUGGACAAAAAGGAGUUAAUCGAAUUUGAAAUGAGCGAAGAUAUGGAACAUCUACCGAACAGCACAGCAAUUAAAACUUAUCUUCGUUGCUUUGGUGAAUUGAGUGAAUCAUUGGAAGAAAAAUCAAAUAAACUGCUGCUGGGUAAAAUGUCUGCCUAUUUUGCCGAAUUGACGAAAGAGGAGCAGGAAAUCUAUUUAGGUAUGGUCAAGGGAUGUGUGAAACGUGCAAAGCCUAUAAGAGAUCUCCUUGAGUUUCCAUACAAUCUUACCGUCUGCUUCAAGCGAAAUGACAAUCAGCACUUUUAUAUUUUUUACUGAAGUCCAGCCACUUCACUACACGAGAAAAGUGGUUUGCACUUCAUGCUUUUAAAACAACUAAAGUAGACAAAUUAUAUGGCAACUUUUGAUCGGAAAUAAAUUUGUGAAACAUG
Messenger RNA from Bradysia coprophila, 674 nucleotides. RefSeq lists its product as uncharacterized. Lineage: Eukaryota; Metazoa; Arthropoda; Insecta; Diptera; Sciaridae. The record is from RefSeq and is a predicted model, not a curated record. Gene Ontology annotation, molecular function: odorant binding.